GCUGCCAGGGAACGAUGUUCUCGUCUGCAAAGCCGUAUGAGAACCAGCGCUACUCUGCCUUGAAGAAAGACUGCCAGCGGAGGAAAACCCUCUUUGAGGACCCCCUGUUCCCGGCCAACGACGACUCCCUCUUCUACAAGUCGCGAAUUCAAGGUGUGCAAUGGAAACGGCCAAAGGACAUCUGCGACGACCCCCACCUCUUCGUGGAUGGAAUCAGCUCUCACGACUUGCACCAAGGCCAGGUGGGCAACUGCUGGUUUGUGGCAGCUUGCUCCUCCCUGGCAUCGAGAGAAGCCCUGUGGCAAAAGGUCAUCCCAGACUGGAAGGAGCAAGAGUGGUCCGCUGAGAAGCCCGAGAACUAUGCCGGCAUCUUCCACUUCCAGUUCUGGCGGUUCGGCGACUGGGUGGACGUGGUGAUCGACGACCGGCUGCCCACGCUCCACAACCAGCUCAUCUACUGCCACUCCAACUCCAAGAACGAGCUGUGGUGCGCGCUGGUGGAAAAGGCCUACGCCAAACUCUCGGGAUGCUACGAGGCGCUAGACGGGGGCAACACUGCUGACGCUUUGGUGGACUUCACCGGCGGCGUCUCGGAACCCAUCGACCUGCUGGAAGGCGGCUAUGCGAACGACGAAGCCAAACGCAACGUCCUCUUUGAGCGGGUGUUGAAGGUCUACAACCGAGGAGGUCUCAUCAGCUGUUCCAUAAAAGCCACCUCAGCCGCCGACAUGGAAGCCCGGCUGGACUGCGGCCUGGUCAAAGGGCACGCCUACGCCGUCACGGACGUAAGGAGAGUCCGCUUGGGCCACGGCCUGCUGUCCUACUUCAAGUCCGAGAAGCUCGAUAUGAUCAGGCUGAGGAACCCCUGGGGGGAGAAAGAGUGGAACGGCCCCUGGAGUGACACCUCGGAGGAAUGGCAGAAAGUCAGCAACAGCGAGAGAGAGAAACUGGGAAUGACUGUCCAAGACGACGGGGAAUUUUGGAUGACGUUUGAAGACUUCUGCAGGUACUUCACCGACAUCAUCAAGUGCCGGCUCAUCAACACGUCGUACCUGAGCAUCCAUAAGACCUGGGAGGAGGUGGUCUUGCGGGGGGCCUGGGCGAAGCACGAGGACCCCUUGAAGAACCGCUGCGGGGGCUGCGUCAACAACAGGGACACCUUCCUGCAGAACCCACAGUACGUUUUUGACGUGAAGAAAGCGGAAGACGAAGUCCUCAUUUGCAUCCAACAGAAGCCCAAACAGACCAAUCGGAAGGUGGGCAAGGGAGAGAACCUGGCUAUCGGAUUUGACAUCUAUAAGGUGGAGCUAAAUCGGACUUACCGGAUGCACACCCUGCAGCCCAAGGUUGCCAGCUCCAUCUAUAUCAAUUCCCGCAUCGUCUUCCUGAGGACAGACCUGAAGGAAGGGCGCUACGUCAUCAUCCCCACCACCUUCGAGGCCGGCCACGUGGGCGAGUUCCUCCUCAGGGUGUUCACAGAUGUGCCUUCCGAUUGCCAAGAGCUGACCCUGGACGAGCCCCCCCACACCUGUUGGAGCGGGAUGUGUGGCUACCCGCAGAUGGUGUCGCAAGUCCACGUCGUCUCGGCUUCCGGGCUGAAGAUCCAGGAUUCGCAAGAAGGCGUGGACCCCUACGUGAUCAUUAAAUGUGAAGGCGAGAAGAUCCGUUCGCCGGUGGUGAAAAGCACCGUGACGCCAGAGUUUGAUGUGAAAGGCCUGUUCUACCGCAAGAAGCCGGGGCAGCCCAUUGUCAUUCAGGUCUGGGACCAUAACCUUAUCAGUGACACCUUUCUGGGCCAGGUGAGCCUUGCAGGUGACCCCAACAACCUCCUGUCGAUGCACAUCCUCCACCUGGAGGACAAAGGCAGCAAACGUGUCAACGAGCUUCCAGGGACCCUCAAGGUGCAGUUGCUCACCAGCAGCGUCCUGACUAACAUCUAAAGGAAGGACGGUUCCCUCCGUGCCAUCUGUACAUUUGAUCUCGCAAUAUGCAGCAUAUACGUUUAUCUAUAUCUGUACCUGCAACAUGUACUGUGCAUGCAUCCACUUUUAAAAGGGGACCAGCUCUCGCGCGUUCGGUUUUGUUUUGUUUCCUUUUG
Molecule: messenger RNA, 2098 nt
Organism: Lacerta agilis (Sand lizard)
Lineage: Eukaryota; Metazoa; Chordata; Lepidosauria; Squamata; Lacertidae
Gene: CAPN5
Product: calpain 5
Exons: 12
Coding region: 15-1940 (641 amino acids)
Biological process (GO): proteolysis
Cellular component (GO): cytoplasm
Molecular function (GO): calcium-dependent cysteine-type endopeptidase activity
Source: RefSeq, a predicted model, not a curated record